CAGCACCACCACCAUCGUCUUCCUUUCUUCUGAACCGUAUCCAAUCAUCUGAUCCAACGAUGUUCUGGUUCACAUCCGUCGUCGUCCUUCUCAUCGCUCUCUCGGCUAACGAUGUCGACGCCGCUAAGCGAUUCGGCAAAAAGAAAAACAAACCCUGGGAAGAUUCGGAUAGAGAUAGCGAGAAUGAUCUCCUAGUAACGAAGAAAGUUUUCUUCGAAAUGGAGAUUGAUGACGAACCAGCUGGUCGUGUUGUUAUAGCUCUGUUUGGUGACACAUGCCCCGUGACUGUUCAAAACUUUGCUGCCAUUGUCAGAGGAAACUGGAGACAAGAUAAACGAUUGAGUUAUAACAACACCCAGGUUCAUCGCAUCGUACCUGAUUUCGUCAUUCAGAUGGGUGACGUCACGGAAGGAGAUGGAACUGGAGGUAAGAGCAUUUAUGGUAACUUCUUCGCCGAUGAGAAUUUCUACCUACGUCACUGGGGACCCGGAUGGGUUGCUAUGGCAAACUCUGGUCCUGAUACCAACAAUUCUCAGUUCUUCAUCUUAUUGACUCGAGCUAGAUGGUUGGACGGCAAACACGUGGUCUUUGGAAAGGUUAUCGAAGGAAUGGACAUCGUUGAUAAGAUGGCUGAGGUAGAUGCUGAUGAUAAUGGUUUUCCUCUCGAACCAAUCAGAAUCGUUGACUGUGGAAUCAUCCCUGUCCCCACGCCAUACCUUAUAGCAAACCCAGACGCUGAGCCAUCUCAAGAAAAGAAGAAGGAUAAGAAGAAACAGUAGAUGAUCACCCAUUUUGACCCAACGGAACUAUUUCUUUAGCAGUCCUAUUUUGGGUACUUAUUUAAUCAUCCGUUGGGAUAUGUUUUUUGUUUUUAUAUAUAUCUAUCUCUGCCUAGUUUCCGCUCACCCAGUACACCUUUAAACUUCCCGUUUCAGCCUUCAUAUCCCUUUUUAAUUCACAUAUAAAUGAAAAUAUAAAAACAGAACUAGGCUUUUAAAUGGUUUUAAUAUUUCUCUUUAGGUUGUCGUAAACUAUUUUGUUUAUAUGGAAGAAAACAGGAUUUUUUUUGUCAACCCUAAUUUACUAUCUAUUAUAGUUUGAUUGUCUACAUGAAUACUUUAUGUCAGUUCUAUGAUUGUAGGAUAAAGUAUCUUUGACGAUAGACUAAUGGAGGCUAAUGUAUUACAUUGGCCAUGCACAAUAAUAAAUCAAUAUUCAUUCGCUUAGCAAUACAUGUACUUUAAAUUCACAAGUUUGUAUGCAUAAUGGAUCAAAUAAAAAGAAUUCAAAUGAACCCAUA
Strongylocentrotus purpuratus (purple sea urchin) is the source of this 1300-nucleotide messenger RNA. RefSeq names its product peptidyl-prolyl cis-trans isomerase B. The record is from RefSeq and is a predicted model, not a curated record. NCBI's taxonomy places the organism in Eukaryota, Metazoa, Echinodermata, Echinoidea, Camarodonta, Strongylocentrotidae. The coding region runs from base 60 to 779 and encodes 239 amino acids. The transcript is spliced from 4 exons. Gene Ontology annotation, biological process: protein peptidyl-prolyl isomerization. Gene Ontology annotation, molecular function: peptidyl-prolyl cis-trans isomerase activity. Gene Ontology annotation, cellular component: intracellular membrane-bounded organelle.